AUGACUGAUCCUGCUCCAAAGCGCCUGAAACUUGAUGAAGAAGAGAGAAACUCGAUGCUUUCUCCGUUACUUAAAUUUGGGUGGACAGAGGUGGAAGGAAGAGACGCGAUUUACAAAGAAUUUCUUUUCAAAGAUUUUAAUCAAGCUUUUGGUUUCAUGACACGUGUUGGUUUGCAAGCGGAGAAAAUGGAUCAUCAUCCUGAAUGGUUCAACGUGUACAACAAAGUACAGAUUACACUCAGCACACAUGACUGUGGAGGACUGUCUGAAAAGGAUGUCAAACUAGCCAACUUCAUCGAAACCGUCGCCAAAUGA
Molecule: messenger RNA, 315 nt
Organism: Pocillopora meandrina
Lineage: Eukaryota; Metazoa; Cnidaria; Anthozoa; Scleractinia; Pocilloporidae
Source: the annotation of a GenBank genome assembly